Pangasianodon hypophthalmus (striped catfish) is the source of this 3364-nucleotide messenger RNA. It is a transcript of the gene wdr91, whose product is annotated as WD repeat domain 91. Gene Ontology annotation, cellular component: extrinsic component of endosome membrane; early endosome membrane; late endosome membrane. Bases 78 to 2345 code for a protein of 755 amino acids. Gene Ontology annotation, molecular function: phosphatidylinositol 3-kinase regulator activity; protein binding. The record is from RefSeq and is a predicted model, not a curated record. Lineage: Eukaryota; Metazoa; Chordata; Actinopteri; Siluriformes; Pangasiidae. The transcript has 16 exons. Gene Ontology annotation, biological process: early endosome to late endosome transport.
ACGAAUACAAAGAUCGCGCGCCCUCUUCUGGGCGUUUUAAAUGCACGUACUUGUCAGCUGACCUGAAGUGAGAUCACAUGACCAGCACGAGACACACGAAAACAGGAAACCGGAAGAGAUUUUCUAAAUUCUGGCUGUGUGUCGAUGUAAGGAUGGCGUCAGCAGUGGAGAGGACAGAUGAUCUUGUACGUGAAUAUUUAAUAUACCGUGGAUUUACGGGCACUCUCAAACAUCUAGACGCUGAAAUCAAAGCUGACAAAGAGAAAGGAUUUCGAGUGGAUAAAAUAAUCGAUCAGCUUCAGCACUUCAUUCAGAACUUUGACCUUGCUGGACUGAAAGAAUAUUGGAGCUACCUGGAUCACAGACUCUUCAGCCGUUUGGAGGAUGUUUACAGACCCACUGUUAACAAACUGAGGACAAGCCUCUUUCGUUACUAUCUCGUGUACACUGUUCAGACAAAGAAUCUGGAGAAGACUCAAGAGUUUUUCCAGAAGCAGGCUCUUGAUCUUCAGGGCCAGGUAGAAUGGCGUGAUUGGUUCAUCCUGCCAUUUAUUCCAGCUCCGGAGCAAAAUCCGAGCUUCUCUCCGUAUUUUUCCCGCCAGUGGGCCGAUACUUUCCUCGUUUCCCUCCACAACUUCCUCAGUGUUCUUUUCCGGUGUAUGCCCCAGCCUGUGCUUCUGAGUUUUGAUGCUGAAGUUCAGAGAAGCAACAGCAUCCAGGAGGAGAAUGAACAGCUGCGCCAAGUGUUAUUUGCACUUCAAGGAGAACCAAGGCCUAAAAAAGCAGAGGAGAUGUUGCAUCACAAACUCCCUGCUUACGUCCAGCACAUGGACCGACUCGGAGAUACAGAGCUGGACUUGGUGUCGAGCCAGCGUGUCAUAAACCCGACCACUCCUUCAAGGAAUUUCUUCUCCUUUUUGCCUCAGGGCAGAAGAGCCCCAGUGCGAACACCUCAGGGGGCAGCAAGCUCCUCCCCCACACAGGCCACCCUCGGGAGGAAGGAAACUUCGGCCAGUCAGGCAGGGAAGAUAAAGGACCCCGCAACCUCAAAAGAGUCCAAGAUGGCACCCGUUGCUGCUACUUCGGCAGACACGGGUGCAAGGCAAAAGAGGCAGAUGGAUCAUGAGAAAGAGAGAAAAGAGCUUUUCUCCAAACAAGUAGCACAGAGUUCUGAAAAGAAGGUUGAGAUUUCUGAGGCCGAGGGUCAAAUCGAGGGCCAGUGUGACACAACUGACUCGCCAACCAAACAGGCUCAGGCUAGCAGUGAAGGGGGCGGGUCCGGGACUGAGCAACCGUUCAUCAAACUUAGUCAGGAAGAGUAUGGAGAGCAUCACUCUUCCAUCAUGCACUGCAGGGUGGACAGUUCAGGUAGAAAAGUGGCAAGUCUAGAUGUGGAUGGUGUAGUGAAAGUUUGGUCCUUCAACCCCAUUAUGCAGACGAAAGCCACCAUUAUGUCCAAAUCUCCUCUGCUCUCACUGGAAUGGGCUACAAAACCAGACAGACUGCUGUUGUUGGGCAGUGGGGUUGGCACAGUGAGGCUGUAUGAUACAGAAGCCAAGAAAAAUCUGUAUGAAAUGUCCAUAGACGAAGCUCAUCCACGGAUACUAUCGCUGGCCUGCAGUCCCAGUGGAACAUCUUUUGUGUGUUCAGCAGCAGCUCCUGUGGCUCGUUCAGGCAGCAUGUCAGAAACAGCGCCACGUCUGAUGCAGCCCAUCUCAGGACAACUGCUGCUCUGGGACACUAAGACUGUCAAACAACAGCUGCAGUUUGCACUGGAGCCGGGGCCUGUGGCUGUAAACUGCAUUGCGUUCAACCACAACGGGAAUCUUCUUGUAACUGGAGCUGCUGAUGGCAUCAUACGCCUGUUUGACAUGCAGAGGUAUGAGAGUGUUAUGAGUUGGAAGGCUCAUGAUGGUGAGGUGUAUAGUGUUGAGUUCAGCUAUGAUGAAAACACUGUGUUCAGCAUUGGAGAGGAUGGCAAGUUCAUCCAGUGGAACAUCCACCGCUCUGGAGUGAAACAGUCAGAGUACUCGUUAUCUCAGGAUGCCGUGGGACCGUUUGUGCUGUCCGGCUACAGUGGUUAUAAGCAGGUCCAGGUGCCACGUGGACGCCUUUUCGCUUUCGAUUCAGAGGGACAGCAUGUCCUCACCUGCUCCAGUAACGGAGGACUCAUUUAUCGGCUGAAAAAGGGAGACGCAGGUCUGGAGAGUGUGUUGUCUUUGGGAGGGCAUAAAGCUCCGGUGGUAACGGUGGACUGGUGUUCAGCUUUGGACUGUGGAACCUGCCUUACAGCGUCGAUGGAUGGCAAAAUCAAACUGAGCACGCUCCUCGCACAGAAACCCUGAUGAGAAAAAGUGAUUAUACAGUCCAUCAUUGUAAUGUCAUUUGUAUAUAGCACCUUUCUCCAUUUUCUGUCAGGUUAUCACACCCUUCUCAUCAUAGCUUGGGUAAAGACAACUGAACCCAGUCUAUUUCUUUUACUUUUAUUACUGUUUAAAUUUUCAGUUCGCAAUACCUGAUUUAAACUGAUAGUUCUCAAAUAAAAUCCCAUCAUACUUUAUUAAUGUAACUCUUAUUCCCUUCAAGUAGUAAAGGUGUUAAUAAGGCCAUAGCAUAUGAUUCACAUCAUUUCCAUCCUCAUCAGACCAUUCAGUGUUCUCUGUGGAUAUGGGCGGCGUCAUCCUAGAAGAGACCACUCCCACUGGGGUAGAAAUGUUUCAUCAUAGGAUAAAGAUGAUCUGUCAGAAGAAUUGUUUAUGCAGUGAUUCAUCUUUUAAUUGGACAAGUGGACCCAAACUAUGCCAGCAAAUUGCCCCUUCAGCCUCUCAUGGUAGGGGCAAACAUUCAGGUCAUGCCGAGAAUGGUCAUGGUGAAGGAUGUCUCUUCAGCCGUGCGUAUGUGUUUUUUUUCACCGCUGACUUCUCAAAUCUGCUUUUGUCUUUGUAAUGAGAGGUUUAUGGACUGCAACAUAAUACUAUAUGCCAAUACCCCUCUCUGUUUAGCUGUGAACCGAGAGUUCUGGCUGAUUGUUUAAAUACAUCCUGCAUUAACAUUUCCAGUCACCUGAAGAACAGUUUUAUCCCCGUACAUAUCACAUUAAUACACAAAUAUCAUAACUAUUGAACUUGCAUUUCGACUACAAUUUCCACAGCUUUUCCUUUAAUUUGUCUCAUCUGUAUAUUAAAACAAUUUUUUUUUUAAAAAAAGUAAAUAUGUAUGAACAACAUAUUCAUAUCAGAAUUUCUGAAACAGCUACAAAAGGUUCAGGCACCAUUUUAAAGAAUGUAUUCCUAAAUAGUAAAUAUCAACUAUUGCAUUUGUGCUUGAUACAUGAUGGAAUAAAAAGUGUUUGGUGAUACCCAAA